UGCAAUGAAAUGUUAAAAGGUUAAGAGUCAAAAUUGAGAAUGAUAAACAGGAGGAAUUUGUUAGAUAAAACCGACAGGAAAAAUAGAAAAAAAGAUGUUUAAAGGCAAUAACUUUCCUUUUUCUUUCCUACAUAUUUUUAACGAAUUUUAAUCGCUAAAGUCAAACACAAUACCCGUCCUUGGAUUUUAAAUUUCAGAGUACAUUUGUUAAUGUAGAAUCUAUUAUAAUCGGUGAGUGUGGGAUUCGGUUCCUCCUCUGAUUUAAGGCACAGGAUUCCAAUGGUUGAAUAACUUUUUUUGAGGGGAAGAAAGAAAUAAAGAAAAUGGAGAGGUUAGUAGCAGCGGUGCUGGCAGCAGGCGUUCUGCAGGUAUUGCUAGCAACCGCCGACGAUCAUUAUCUGCUCUCUCGUAUUGCUUUCGGAUCUUGUGCCAACCAAAGUGCUCCUCAGCCCAUUUGGGACGCCAUCAACAAGUUUGAUCCUCAAGUAUUCAUAUGGCUGGGUGACAACAUAUAUGGAGACAUUAGACGUCCUUUCAACUUUCUGGGAAAGGAAAGGACGAUUGGCCCCUGGAAGAAUGCUCCCAGAUUCAUUCCUUCAUCUUCCUCCGAAAUGCUUUCCAGAUACAACUCGGCUAAGAACGUUCCCGGUUAUUUACGUCUCCGCGCCAAAGCCAAGGUCGUUGGUACCUGGGAUGAUCAUGAUUAUGGACUCAAUGAUGCUGGCAAAGAACUUUCUGCCAAAACUACUAAUCAGAGACUUCUUCUCGAUUUCUUAGAUGAACCCCAAGACAGUCCCAGGCGCAAGCAGGAUGGUGUUUACACAUCUUAUACAUUUGGCCCUCCAGGUAAACAAGUCAAGAUUGUCCUAUUAGAUACUAGGUAUCACAGAGAUCCUCUAUCCAGUGACGGGAGCGUCUUGGGGGAUUCACAGUGGUCAUGGUUAGGGAAAGAGUUGAGGGGUCCACCGUCGGCCAUUACCAUUAUUGGCUCUUCUAUUCAGGUUAUAUCAAAUCUCUCUGGUACAACUGGACCCUUGUUUUAUAUGGAGUCUUGGGGACGUUUUCCAAAGGAGAGGGAUUGCCUUUUUAAGUUGAUAAAUGAUAGUAAGAGGGAUGGAGUCUUCUUCAUAAGUGGAGAUGUUCAUUUUGGAGAAAUUACACGAUAUGACUGUGCUGCUGGAUAUCCCUUGUACGACAUUACCUCAAGUGGGUUAACCCAAGCUGUUGAGAAGGUGCUCCCAUCACCCUUGCGUUUCAUAGUUAGAUUUUUGGCAUGGUUUACUCCUAGUACCAUGAGAGUUAAGAACCAAAAUUGCAGAUAUAGGUCAUGCACAUAUGGUGAGCCAAAUUUUGGGGCAAUUCAGAUCGAUUGGGAUGCAUCUCCAGUGAACUUGAAAAUUCAAGUCCGUGAUAUAAAUGGACUUCCUGUGACUGGUGUAGAUAUUUCAUUAUCUGAAUUGCAAGCAUGGAAUCGUACAAUUAAAGCAGGACAAGAUCAGAGACACUGCACUCUGGAAGUGAAACUGCCAUGGAUUGUUAGAUAUCGCUUGGCUAUUCUGGUUUACUCUGUUUUAGCUUUGUUGCUUCUUGCUUUGGUAGGACUAAUUUGUGCGGUGACAUUAGCCUGCCGGGUGUGCCUCAGAAAACGCAAGACAGAUUGAGUUUGAUAUGGAGUUCAGUAUGGAGAUCCUCGGGAACUAAUUACAAAAUGUAGUAUGUGACACACGAGUUAGUGCUAUGUUAAAGCUAAAGGUAAAGGAAGGUAUAUUAUACAGUAGCUCAUAAAACUAGGGAUAACUACUUGUCAGUAUAUUUGUUUAAAAAAAAGGAACUUUUCAGUAUAGUUGCUGAUCAUUAGAUUAUAGUUGUGUUCCUUUCAAGAAAAAACAAUACCUUUUGAAAAAUCAAAUGAAUAGCUAAGAUCAUCAAACAGGUAUUGAAGAUUUAGUUGAAAAGUAUACCUUUUAGAAAGAAAA
Molecule: messenger RNA, 1976 nt
Organism: Gossypium arboreum
Lineage: Eukaryota; Viridiplantae; Streptophyta; Magnoliopsida; Malvales; Malvaceae
Exons: 9
Coding region: 324-1661 (445 amino acids)
Source: RefSeq, a predicted model, not a curated record